CUGCUGGAGUAAAUCGACGGGUCAGGCGGCGUCUGUGGAGGGAAUAGAUAGGAGAUCGUUCGGGUACCCCUGGUCGGACUGAUUGUAGUGGAGGGAAGAAAGCCGGAAAAGAUCUGACUUGUGACUGGUGGACAGGGAAAGUCAGAAGAUUUCCAUCAGACUGCAGAAUUGUGAUUUUCAUUAAUGAAAGAGUAAAGGCCAUUAGAGGGACAAUGUCACCAGCAUAUUUGUUCGGAUGAAAUGGUACUGCUCUCAUCCAGAGAUGGACCAAUAUUCGCACAUCCUACUGCUACCAUCAACAGUGGCCUUCGUUGGCGGACUAGUUUUUGGGUAUGAAUUGGGAAUCAUCUCUGGUGCUUUACUGCAGCUUCAGGAGGUCUUCAGCCUCAGCUGCUUGCAGCAAGAAAUCGUGGUCAGCGCUCUUCUGAUUGGAGCCUUCUUGGCCUCACUAGUUGGAGGGGUAGUUAUCGAUUACUAUGGACGGAAAAACUCGAUAGUUCUGAGCGUGGGAUUGGUGUGUGUGGGAAGCAGCAUCCUCCUACUGUCUUCCUCGUUCGCCCUGGUAGUGUGUGGUCGGAUAACCAUUGGAUUCGCCUUGUCCAUUUCCUCCACCGCCUGUUGCAUAUUUGUCUCUGAGAUGGUCUGGCCCCAGAAGAGGGGGAUGAUGGUGUCGCUUUAUGAGGUGGGGAUUACAGUUGGCAUCUUGAGUGCCUAUGCACUAAAUUACCUGUGGUCAGAUGUACGACAUGGAUGGAAGUACAUGUUUGGCUUGGCCAUCGUGCCCGCUAUUCUGCAGGGAAUCUGCAUUUUCUUCCUUCCCGCGAGCUCCCAGAGGGUCAAUAGCCAAACGGACGAGUCCGAGAAAGUGCUGUUGCAGUUACAGAACGGGGAGCACGACGUCCCUGAGUCAGAGGAGGUGACCUCAACUCAAGGGUCCCAACGCCAGUAUAAAUUCCUUGAUAUGUUUCGGGCUAGGGAUAACAUGAGGGGUCGAUUACUGGUGGCAUUGGGUCUGGUGCUCUCGCAGCAGCUGACAGGCCAACCCAAUGUGCUAUAUUAUGCCUCAACCAUCUUUAAAUCUGUGGGAUUUCAGAGUAAUUCUUCAGCAGUGCUGGCUUCAGUAGGACUGGGAGUAGUAAAAGUCAUGACGACUUUGGUGGCUAUGGUAUGUGCUGACAAAGUUGGGAGACGGACACUGCUCAUUGGUGGCUGUUUAGUUAUGUCCAUCUCCGUCACUGUGAUUGCAUUCACCAGCCAAAGCAUCACAACAGAAUUCCACAACGCCUGUAAGACCAAAACACACAGCAAUGGAUCACUUCACCUAGUUAACUCCAGUGGAUCUGUCUCCAAGCCAACAUUCACCAGUGAAAGGCUACUGAACAAGAGUCAAAUGUCAUCCUUAUCCACCCAGGGCAAACAACAUUUAACCAUUGACGAGCAGAAAAAUAACAGUGAGGCGACAAUUGAAUUUCACAGUGUUACCGACUUAUUAAGCACUCCAAGUACUUUGGAUAAAAGACUCCAUUCAAGAAAAACCAGGAGUCAUGGCAUACAAAUUCCAGGAAAGACUAUUCAGACUUCUAAACAGUUGGUUUUAAAUUGGAUUACACUGCUUGGCAUGAUGGCCUAUGUCAGCGCUUAUUCAAUUGGAUUUGGUCCAAUGACCUGGUUGGUUCUGAGUGAAAUAUUCCCCACCGGAAUAAGAGGCCGAGCAUUUGCAUUCUCCAGUAGCUUCAACUGGGCGGCAAACCUAGUUGUCACAGUGACGUUCCUAGAUGUUAUUGAUUCCAUUGGACUCGCUGGGACGUUCCUAUUCUAUGGAUUGGUGGGAUUUGCUUCAGUUGCUUUUAUAAGUCUUUGCCUUCCUGAGACAAAGGGACAAUCACUGGAUGAGAUUGAUAAACUGUUCUCUGCUAGAAGAUUUUCAGAAUUGAGAUGCGGCUGUCUGAGGUCUGGUGGAAGAGGAACAUCUGCGGGCCGUUAUCAUCGAGCCGGCAGCUUGGUCUUCUAGACCUCACACUGAUAGUGGAUGGACCCAUACAUUGUAACACCAACCUGAACAAUUCUUUAAUUUAGAAUGCUGGACCCAGAAUUUGGACUGAGUAUGUUGGUUGUGAUGUGUGGAUCAGUGCUAAUUGGCUGGGAUGGUCAGGAAACCCAAAAGGUUGGGAUGUCCUGCAGAAUUUGAUGUUAAGGUUGAAAGGUCUGACUGACAGGUUGGAGGCCUUUCAGAUGGGAAGUAGUCCGAGAGAGCACGUUCAUUAACGGGGUGGGUGGGAAGUCCAGAAGGGAUGUGGGUGGCGUUGUGGUAACGGGAAUGCUUCCACUGCUGGUUUAGGAUCAAGGAGAUUAAUUUUGUGGUAUCUAUGCCUCUCAAGUGGGAACAGAAGGAUGGUUUAGUAAUGGUCAAGGUUGAGUUUAGUUUAGAGAUACAGCAUGGAUACAGGCCCUUCGGCCCAACGAGUCCACACUGGCUGUUGAUCACCCAUGCACACUAGUUGUACGUUAUGCCAAUGCAUUCUAAGAGCAAUUUUUAAAGAGGCCCAUUAACCUACAGCCCAUACGUCUUUGGGAUGUGGGAGGUAACCGGAGCACCUGGAGGA
This is a messenger RNA of Amblyraja radiata (thorny skate), 2603 nucleotides long. RefSeq names its product solute carrier family 2 member 10 (gene slc2a10). Bases 236 to 2011 code for a protein of 591 amino acids. The record is from RefSeq and is a predicted model, not a curated record. Lineage: Eukaryota; Metazoa; Chordata; Chondrichthyes; Rajiformes; Rajidae. Gene Ontology annotation, cellular component: membrane. Gene Ontology annotation, molecular function: D-glucose transmembrane transporter activity. The transcript has 6 exons. Gene Ontology annotation, biological process: D-glucose transmembrane transport; circulatory system development.